UACACUCUUUGAAUUCAGAGUGGCAGUUAAGCUGAAGACGUCGAUUUCGAAUUGUAGCGCGCAUUGUGAAGAGUUACAUGAGUGUCAGUGGAGUGCCUCGUUUAUACAGUGACAGUGAUUUUGAACUAGUGUGAAGUUUUUUUCAAGUGAAAAAUGAUACCACGACCCCGUUGCAAAUUACGAACCAUCUUCAUCGUUACUCUCUUAGUCUUCCUCCUAGUCCAGAUCUCUACAUCAGAACGAGUUACACGACGUCGACUUCGACGACCCCUCAAAACCACACAAAGCGUUUCAGUAACCAAAGACCAAGAAGUCUCUUCCAGUGUCAACCGUUUCCGGUUAAGAUCGCGGCCGGGCCAUCGCAAAACAGAUAACUCUCUUUCCGCGACGAGCAAAAAAGACAAAGAUGGAUACAAAGUGGUGUGUUAUUACACCAACUGGUCGCAGUACAGAGUCAAAAUUGGGAAAUUCACGCCGGAGGAUAUCAUCCCGGACUUAUGCACACAUAUCAUCUUUGCUUUUGGAUGGUUGAAGAAAGGGAAACUGUCAUCAUUUGAAAGCAAUGAUGAGACCAAAGAUGGGAAAGUGGGGUUGUAUGAAAGGAUUCAAAAGUUGAAGAAGGCUAACCCAAAUUUGAAGACGUUGUUGGCUAUUGGAGGGUGGUCUUUUGGGACGCAGAAAUUUAAAGAUAUGGCGUCCACGAGGUAUGCAAGACAGACGUUCAUCUUCAGUGCUAUUCCCUUCCUGAGGGACCGAGGAUUCGAUGGAUUGGAUAUUGAUUGGGAGUACCCGAAGGGGUCGGAAGAUAAGAAGAAUUACGUCUUGCUUUUGAAAGAACUACGCGAAGCCUUCGAAGCUGAAGCCCAAGAGAUCAAAAAACCGGCUCUUCUUCUCUCAGCCGCCGUCCCCGUAGGCCCUGACAACAUCAAAGCCGGCUAUGACGUCCCGGCUGUGGCUUCAUAUCUUGAUUUCAUCAACUUGAUGGCUUACGACUUCCAUGGGAAAUGGGAACGAGAGACAGGCCACAAUGCACCUCUCUACUCCCCCAGCAGCGAUAGUCAGUACCAGAAACAACUGAACGUAGAACACGCGGCCAACCUUUGGGUCAAACUGGGUACUCCUAAAGAGAAAUUGGUUAUUGGUAUGCCCACCUAUGGGCGUACUUUUACUCUAUCAAACUCUGCCAAAUUCGGGGUUCAUUCCCCAGCAAGUGGCGGAGGUAAAGAAGGUACUUACACGAAAGAAUCCGGGUUUUUGGCCUAUUAUGAAGUGUGCGAGUUGCUCCAAAACGGGGCUACGUAUAUUUGGGAUGAUGAGAUGAAAGUACCUUAUGCGGUCAAUGGGGACCAGUGGAUUGGGUUUGAUGAUGAAAAAUCGAUUAGGAACAAAAUGAAGUGGAUUAAAGAUAAUGGGUUUGCGGGGGCUAUGGUGUGGACCAUCGACAUGGAUGAUUUCUCAGGGACGAUUUGUGGGGGCCAAGUCAAAUUCCCUCUUAUUGGAGCCAUGAGGGAGGAGCUUCGAGGAAUCUCUCGCGGGAAGAACGCCAAAGACGUCGAUUGGCAAAAAAUUGCCGGUGCUGUUGAAGAAGAUGACGAAGACGCGAUCGAAAAACCAGCCCCGGUCAAGAUUUCGGUCCAGGAAGUACUCAACAGGGUUAGGAAACCGACCAAGAAACUCCAUUUGAAAAAUUCACCAAUCAGCAAGAAAGUUCGCCCCCCUCAGGUCCUCUGCUACAUUACCAGCUGGUCCCAGAAACGUCCAGGCGCUGGUAAAUUUACUCCAGAAGACAUCAAUCCAUCCCUCUGCACUCACAUCAUUUACGCUUUUGCCACUCUUAAAGACCACAAACUCGCUGAAGCAAGUGAUAAAGAUCCAGAAAUGUACGAUCGGGUUGUAGCCCUCCGUGAGAAAAACCCCGACUUGAAAAUACUCCUUGCAAUCGGAGGAUGGGCUUUCGGUUCAACUCCUUUUAAAGAACUCACGAGUAACGUCUUCAGAAUGAACCAAUUUGUUUAUGACGCUAUAGACUUUUUGCGCGAAUUCCAAUUCAACGGUUUGGACGUCGACUGGGAGUACCCUCGAGGUGCCGAUGACCGUGCUGCUUAUGUCAAUCUUUUGAAAGAGUUGAGAGUGGCUUUCGAGGGCGAGGCGAAGACGAGUGGACAACCUCGUCUUCUGCUAACAGCAGCAGUACCAGCGUCGUUUGAAGCCAUUGCUGCUGGGUAUGAUGUACCUGAAAUUUCGAAGUACCUCGAUUUUAUCAACGUGAUGACGUACGACUUCCAUGGUCAAUGGGAACGAACUGUGGGUCACAACUCGCCUCUAUUCCCGCUCGAAAGUGCUACAAGCUACCAGAAGAAGCUUACAGUGGACUACUCUGCCCGGGAAUGGAUAAAACAAGGGGCUCCUAAGGAAAAACUCAUGAUUGGUAUGCCCACCUACGGCCGUAGCUUUGAACUAGUUAACAAAACCCAAUUUGAUAUCGGAGCCCCAGCCAGUGGCGGUGGUACUCCCGGGAAAUACACUUCCGAGGCCGGUUUUAUGAGUUUCUACGAAAUUUGCGACUUUCUACACGAAGAUAACACAACACUAGUCUGGGAUAAUGAACAGCAGGUCCCGUUUGCGUACCGAGGCAACCAAUGGGUGGGCUUCGACGAUGAAAGGAGUUUGAAAACAAAGAUGGCAUGGUUGAAAGAAGAGGGCUUUGGGGGCAUAAUGAUCUGGUCGGUGGACAUGGACGACUUCCGUGGUUCCUGCGGAAGCGGUAAGUACCCUCUAAUCAAUGCCAUGAGACAAGAACUGGAAGGUUACAAAGUGAAACUGGAGUAUGACGGCCCUUACGAAACAUCGAUUUCUUCAGGACAGUACACGACGAAAGAUCCAAAUGAGGUGACUUGUGAUGAAGAGGAAGGUCAUAUCAGUUAUCAUCCUGAUAAGGCCGAUUGUCGGAUGUAUUACAUGUGUGAAGGAGAGAGGAAACACCACAUGCCUUGUCCCUCGAAUCUUGUUUUCAAUCCGGAUCAGAACGUUUGUGAUUGGCCCGAAAACGUUGAAGGGUGCAUGCAACACACAGCUGCUCCACCCACUAAACGAUAAUUUCUAACUGAAACUUUGUAAAUAAUUGGAAAUUUAGUCUUGUUUAGUAACACGGAAUUUAUUUGUUUUAUUAAUUUAAGUGAUUAUGUUACUGCCAUUGACUGAAAAAGAUUCUUUUGUGAAACUGCCAUAAGAAAAGACAGUUUUUUGCACUCGUAUUGGGGAUCAAUUUUAAUAAAUUGUUUUAUCGAGUUAUUUAACUUUCUAUUUUAUACAAUAAUUUAUAAAUUAUGCAUUGUAGUUGUAGCGAAAGAAUAUUUUUAUAUGGUAUACGUUUAGUAUAUUAUAACAAUUGUAAAUACAUAUAAAUAAAUAUAAAAAACUGAUCGUUUUCAUUCGAAUCAC
Molecule: messenger RNA, 3441 nt
Organism: Tribolium madens (black flour beetle)
Lineage: Eukaryota; Metazoa; Arthropoda; Insecta; Coleoptera; Tenebrionidae
Gene: Cht7
Product: probable chitinase 10
Exons: 8
Coding region: 154-3096 (980 amino acids)
Biological process (GO): chitin catabolic process; carbohydrate metabolic process
Cellular component (GO): extracellular region
Molecular function (GO): chitin binding; hydrolase activity, hydrolyzing O-glycosyl compounds
Source: RefSeq, a predicted model, not a curated record